CCCCUCCCAGCUGUCUUUCCCAGCUAACAUCACUUCAGCAGGGAUGUCUCUUGUUCUAUCCACCGCGUGAUGCCUUCAAACAACAAGCCGUCGGUGAGGACGCCCCGCGCUUUGCCUCGGCCAUCAGCGGAACCUACAGGCGCGGUAGCUUCGGGAUGCCCUGACUGAAUCACCACACAAGGCGACAAUGGCGUAUAAGAAGCGGGUCCGGAGAGCAGCUUGUACCCUCUCCGGAUCCUCCGAUGCAAAUUGAAACACGGGGCCAUCUACGACUACACUAGACAUCAGAACAACGACAACAACACUCUUCCACGCUUACAUCUCCGCCCGUCUUUCCGCCCUCAGAUCCACCAACCCAACAACAUACAACACCACCUCCACAAGCCCAUCAACCAUGCCCACCCUCCCUCCCGGCACCUCACCCACCCUCGCCCUCGCCCACCCCACCGAAGCCGAGAAGCAAAUCCAAUUCCGCCUCAACGGCUCCGAAUGGCGCGGCGCCCUCACCCUCCCCGCCUACCUCCGCCGCGAAGCCCUCCUCUCCAACCAGCAACUCACCCGCAACGGCGGCAUCACCUACUGGAUCCUCAUCGACACCGCCGUGCACAACGCGCUGGACCCUUCCUCCCCGCACCGCCUGCCGCUCGCGAGCUGCGAGACGUAUCGCAAACGGGCGCUGGUGUGGCGCGAGGGGAAGGUGGAGGAGACGAUUGCGCACGGCGUCGGGAGCGUGUUUUGCGCGGAGCAUUUGCGGAAGAGGGGGUAUGCGGCUAGGAUGAUGCAGGAGGUGGGGAAAGUGUUGGAGACGCAUCAGGUUCAAGGGGGCAGGAAGUGUCUUUUGUCGGUGCUGUUUUCGGAUAUCGGCAAGGAGUUUUAUAGGAGUCAUGGGUGGGAGCCGUUUCGGUCUUCGCAUAUUUCUAUACCCGGGGUGGUGUCUCGUAGCGGACCAAAGGGGAUUACAGCGCGGCCGCUGUGUGAGGAGGAUCUGGAGGAGUUGUGUAAGGCGGAUGAGAGGAUUAUACGGAAGAGGUUGGAGGAGAGGACGAGAGAGAGCAAUAUCGCCGUGGCUCUGAUUCCGGAUAUCGAAACGAUACGUUGGCACCAUGCUAGGGAGGACUUUGUCGGCCAGGAGCUUCAUGGCAGAACCCCCAAGGUCAAAGGCGCCAUGGUAGGCACCGAGGAGGGAAAGCGUGUUUGGUGCUACUGGACGCGGAUGUGGUACAACUCAGACCCGACUCAAGCGAAGGGGAACACUCUCCACAUCCUCCGGUUGGUGGUUGAGGACGGCCGGGAAGAGGAUGCUGUAGACGCCAUUGCAGCACUUAUGGCACUGGCACAACGGGAGGCGCAGGAGUGGAGGAUGGAGGAGGUCGAGGCGUGGAACCCGUCACCAGCGACCGUGGCAGCAGCGAGGAUACUUCAUCCUUCAGCGGAGGUGGUGGAUAGAGAUACAGAGAGCAUAGCGAGCUUGCGGUGGUAUCCUCCGCAUACGGGCAAUAUCGCAGAGUCGAUCGACUGGGUGGCUAACGAGAAGCACGGCUGGUGUUGAGAUAGCAAAGGAGUCGGAUUGUGUCGAUGGGACACACAACUGGAUUCUCUGGUUGCAUCAUUUCAGCGUGUUACUUGUAGACAUCAAGACACCUUGCCGUAGAAUGAAAGCGUUGAAUGAA
Molecule: messenger RNA, 1670 nt
Organism: Westerdykella ornata
Lineage: Eukaryota; Fungi; Ascomycota; Dothideomycetes; Pleosporales; Sporormiaceae
Exons: 1
Coding region: 395-1549 (384 amino acids)
Source: RefSeq, a predicted model, not a curated record